This is a messenger RNA of Brachypodium distachyon (stiff brome), 611 nucleotides long. RefSeq lists its product as uncharacterized. The transcript has a single exon. Bases 128 to 358 code for a protein of 76 amino acids. NCBI's taxonomy places the organism in Eukaryota, Viridiplantae, Streptophyta, Magnoliopsida, Poales, Poaceae. The record is from RefSeq and is a predicted model, not a curated record.
ACGCAACUGGCUGGAUCUGGCAUUUGCGUCUGAGUUGAGUCGUCUUUGCCUUCGCCUAGUCGCCUCCUCGUCUGUGACCAAACCCUAGCCAAUCGCCGCCCUCUUCGGCGCCGCCGACGACAGAGCCAUGGAGAGCUGGGCGAGCUGGUUCGGCACGGGCGUCACCUCUGCCUUCUUCGCCUCCCUCGAGCGCUGCUCCUGCAUCAACCUCUCCACCGACGACGACGACGACGACGAAGCCGCCGCCGAGGCCCACGACCGCCCCCUCAUGCUCGCCCCCCCCACCUCCGACAACCACCAGGACGCCGCCGCCGCCGAUGGCAACAAGGUGGAGGACCCUCCUCUUCCACCCGUAUGACUGUCGAAUUCGCUCGUGCGCUUACGGCUUACUGUUCCAUCUGUGUUGUGGAGGCUCGUCUCUGUUGUGUGUUUCUGAUCUGAUGAACUGGUGGUGUUCGUGGCCGAAUAAAUCGUGUCCUUUUAGUUGAUAUCCAUGUUUAAUUGGUUCUAUGUGCCUAUGACUGUUCCUGUGAAUAUUGUGCCGUCGUGUUAUUUCGUAGCGGAUCUCGCUAUAUAUAUUAGUUAAUUGCUAUCUUGUGACUAUCUUGCAA